CACCUAGCGUAUAGCGCGCUCAGUCAGCAAGAGGCGCGGGCGUCGAGUCGAACGCCGACCUGCCUGCCUCUGAAACCUCCACGCGAACCGCGAACCAAACACGACCUUAUCACCAACACCCAAGCAUCAUAAUAGCAGAUCACAAGUUCAUUCAUGGUGUGAAAUCGAACAGUGACCCGUGUACAGUGAAGUGCAAAAUGAACGAGGAUAACUCCGUUGCCGAUGAUAUGAAGAGGCAGGCCGCUAUGUUCUAUAAUUCCACGGAAAGGGAAAAAACAAAAGAACACACAAGCAGUUCAUGGUGCUUCUGGCAUCGGCGGCGGUUCGUGGUGGCGCUGCUGGCUUUCUUCGGCUUCUUCAAUGUGUACGCGUUGCGAGCCAACCUUUCGGUAGCGGUCGUCGCCAUGACAGAACCAGUGGAGACCAAGCUUGAAAAUGGCACAAUAAUAUUUGCGCCAGAAUUCGACUGGAGCUCGCAGACCAAGGGUCUCGUGCUGAGCUCCUUCUUCUACGGGUACCUGGUGACGCAGCUGCCUGGAGGCUGGCUGGCAUCUAAAAUAGGAGGUAACAGGGUGUUCGCGAUAGGCAUUGGUGCCACAUCGCUGCUGACUCUACUGACCCCGCCGUUGGCGUAUACAAGCACGGGCCUGCUUAUCGCUGUGAGGGUAGUGGAAGGACUUUUUGAGGGUGUGACAUAUCCAUGCAUCCACGCGGUAUGGGCCCGCUGGGCGCCAAGCGAGGAGCGCGCGCGCCUCGCUACUUUCGCAUUCAGCGGUAGUUACGCCGGCACCGUGGUGUCUAUGCCUGUGUGUUCCAUGCUCGCGACAUAUACCGGCUGGCCGGGGAUAUUCUACGUGUUCGGUGCAUUAUGGGCGAUAUUGCAACAAAGAUCGCUGCUCUCGCAUUCAAAGGCAGUUGAUCGAGCGACGUUCGCAUUCAGCGGUAGUUACGCCGGCACCGUGGUGUCUAUGCCUGUGUGUUCCAUGCUCGCGAAAUAUACCGGCUGGCCGGGGAUAUUCUACGUGUUCGGAAUAAUGGGACUGGUGUGGACGACGAUAUGGUGGUUGGUGGUCAAGGAGUCGCCUGAAAAAGACCCUCUUAUAACUCCGGCUGAACUGAAAUACAUACAGGAAUCCCGCGGCACGCAAGCGGUUGAAGGCUCGCACACGCGACACCCGUGGCGCGCCAUGCUGACGUCAGCACCGGUGUGGGCCAUCGUCAUGGCGCACUUCAGUGAAAACUGGGGCUUCUACACGCUGCUUACGUUCCUGCCCACUUUUAUGCAAGACGUGUUCAAGUUCGAGACGUCCCAAACGGGCUGGUUAGCUGCUGUACCAUAUCUCGCCAUGGCCAUAGUACUUCAAGUAGCGGGACACUUGGCCGACUGGCUUCUAAGGAGAGGGAUUUUGACGAGGACCAAUAUCAGGAAGCUGUUCAACUGCGGCGCUUUUAUUUCGCAGACAAUUUUCAUGGUAGCAGCUGCAUACGCUACGACUGUGACCAGUUGUUUGAUCUGCCUCACCAUCGCGGUUGGAUUGGGAGGCUUCGCGUGGUCUGGAUUUAGUGUGAACCACUUGGAUAUCGCGCCACCGCAUGCCAGUGUACUAAUGGGUGUGUCUAAUACCGUGGCUACGUUGCCCGGCAUCAUCAGUCCGCCGCUCGCUGGAGCCAUCGUCACUGACAAGACCGCAGAACAAUGGCGCAUCGUAUUCUUCAUAUCCAGCAUCAUCUAUCUAAUCGGCGCCAUAAUCUACGGAAUAUUCUGCUCAGCCGAAAAACAACAUUGGGUCGUAGAAGUAGACUCCGACGCGAGUUUCGACACAGAUGGCGCGUCGGUCGCAACGCAACGUGAGAACAGUCGGUACGGUAUUGAUGGCGUUACAUACGGGUACGAUAACAAGGCUAUGGAUCAGAAUUCGGAAAUGUAAGUAUUGUAAAGUAGAAGUAAUUUGAAUGAGGGUUUUCGCGAUUGAAAAAUCCGCCAGAUGGCAAUACGUAGACGCGAGGUCCAAAUGCUGCAUGAUUGGUGGAUUUUGACAUAUCUGUCAAUGUCAUGUCAAAAAUAACCAAUUAUGCAGCAUUUGGACCUCCCGUCUACGUAUUGCCAUCUGACGGAUUUUUCAAUCGCGAAAACCCUCAUUGGACCACGAUAGACGAGCAGCAAAGUAUAUUUAGUUCGUAAAGUUAUGGAAGACCACGAAAUCCAGUCUUGUGACUUUGUAAUAGCUCCUAUUUUUUUAUGGAGUGAGGAUUUUUCGUUUUUAUGGAGUUACUGAACUAUUAUUAAUAAUUUCAACUUUAGUGAGCGCUGAAGCUGUUGAAAGAUUUGCGCCAAGUUGGCGCUAAUGUCGAGUAAGGUCCUAUUACUCGCCAGUGGCGCCAAUUUGAAACCCUUAUUAUGUGACUAUGACAUACAGAUACAAUCUGUUAAAAUUGUUUCAUUCCUUUAUUUUAGUAACUAUGCAUUCCGUUGUACAGACUUCGUUAAUUUAGAAUUUAAUUUUAAAUUAAAUUUUGAAUGCAAAUGUGGAAAAUGUGAUCUUUUAAAUGUUUACUUUAUGUAUAAAAUACCUCGCGUCUAAAUAAUGUGAUUUGAUUGUUUUGAUCUGUAUAAAUAUUUGUAUCUGAUUUUAUAUUUUAUGUUAGUUAUAAAGUAAGGUGUUGCUUACAGAUUUUAUGUCCAUAGUUUUAAGGUUGAAAAUGAAUUGAUACAUUUUAUGCUGAGCUGAUGUGUUGUACUUUCACAUUAGCCUAGAAUUUACAUACAUAACCUUUUUUCAGGGUAAUAAAGAGAAAUUUGCGACCAUUCUUAAUAUUUUAUUAUAAAUUCUGUGUUGUAUUCACGUAACUAUGUAUUAAAUUGUAAUGGAUUGGUAUAAAAACUUGUGUAUCUUCUGCCUAAGUACUUCAAUCUUAUACGAAAAAAACAAAAAUAAAAAAUGUGUAAUGGACUGUGAAAUAUUUUGUACAUGUGAUUUUAUAAUUAGUCUUAUUAAAGUAUUAAGCUUACUGUGAA
Messenger RNA from Ostrinia nubilalis (European corn borer), 3016 nucleotides. It is a transcript of the gene MFS9, whose product is annotated as sialin-like. The transcript has 14 exons. Gene Ontology annotation, cellular component: membrane. NCBI's taxonomy places the organism in Eukaryota, Metazoa, Arthropoda, Insecta, Lepidoptera, Crambidae. The record is from RefSeq and is a predicted model, not a curated record. The coding region runs from base 198 to 1928 and encodes 576 amino acids. Gene Ontology annotation, biological process: monoatomic anion transport; transmembrane transport. Gene Ontology annotation, molecular function: transmembrane transporter activity.